Adineta steineri is the source of this 1128-nucleotide messenger RNA. The record is from the annotation of a GenBank genome assembly. NCBI's taxonomy places the organism in Eukaryota, Metazoa, Rotifera, Eurotatoria, Adinetida, Adinetidae.
AUGGAUCGGGUGAUAAAUUCACCUACAUCUUGGCCUCAAUCAUCAUCGAAUAUGAUCUAUCAUCCACAAUGUUUAAGUUAUGAAGGACAAGGUCGUAUUAAUCAAUUGGGUGGAGUAUUUAUUAAUGGACGUCCAUUACCUAAUCAUCUUCGGAUGAAAAUUAUCGAUAUGGCUGCACAAGGUAUACGACCUUGUGUUAUUAGUCGACAGUUACGUAUUUCACAUGGAUGUGUAUCAAAAAUCUUAUCACGUUAUGCUGAAACAGGUUCAAUCAAACCCGGUUCAAUUGGUGGUUCAAAACCGAGAAUUUUACCCGUUAAUAUCGAACAAAAAAUUGAUGAAUAUAAAAAUACAUAUCCACAUGGUCCUAUGUUAGUAUGGGAAAUACGUGAAAGAUUAGUUCGUGAUGGUGUUUGUAAACCAACAUCAUUACCAAGUUUAAGUACAUUAACACGAAUGUUACGUGAUAAUAACGAUGAAGAAUCGACGGAUGAAAAAAAUAAUACGGAAAAAAUAACAAAAAAUCGUCGUUAUCGUACGAGUUUUAGUCAAGAUCAAAUUGAACAAUUAGAACAAGUUUUUCAACGAACACACUAUCCUGAUGUUCAAGCUAGAGAAGAAUUAUCAAGACGUACAGGAUUAACUGAAGCACGUGUUCAGGUAUGGUUUUCAAAUCGUCGAGCACGUUGGAGAAAAAUUGCUUCUGUUCAUCAACAACAACAAUUACCAGCUAGUGCUAGUCCACUUAUAUUUCCUAAUGGACCUACAGCAACAAGUAGUUCGACUAUGCCAGGAACAUCAACAUCAUCUUCUCGUCUUCAUUUUACUCCAUUUUGUUUACCUACACUUGAAACACCAUCAGCAUCAGGUACUGAAUCAAUAUUUCAACCAUCAAAUGAAUGUAGUAGUAAUGGUAAUACAAAUAAUCCUGCAAAUUUAUUUACUAAUCAACAAUCACCAUUCUAUGCUCGAUAUACAAAUGAUUACGAACAAAUAUAUCGAUCAACAGCAACAUUUCCAUAUCCACCUUCUAAUGUAUCUGCACCAGUCUUUCCACCAUCAACAUCAAAUCCAUCAUCAUCAUUUUAUACACCAAAUAUGUUUGAUGUUCACAAUGUGUAUUUGUAA